AUGGCUGAGGGUGGUUGGUCCCAACUCAUUUCAGCUUUGGAUAGAUCACAGUCCAAGAGAGAUGGAGGUUUUAAAAAUAAUUGGAGCUUUGAUCAUGCAGAAGAAAGUGAAGGAGAUGCAGAGAAAGAUGAGGCAAAUCUGCUCAGCAUAGAUGACAGUGAUGGGCCUUUCAGUCCCUAUGAAGAAAGAAAGUCACUUCGUUGUCGGCCUGGAGCUGUCGGCACCAGUGGUGAUUCCAUAAAAACUUAUGCAAGGCGAGGCAAAGCUGGAAGCUUGAGAUUUUUAAAAGGGAACGCAAUUGGCCUCAACAUGAUGGGAAAUAGCAAGAAACUGAGUGAAAAUGCUCAGAAUGUGUCUUGUCCUGUAACUGUGGUACAUGGUAGACGUUUUCACCAUGCACAUGCACAGACAGCAGUAGUAAAAACAGCAGCCCAAAGAAAAGAAUACCCGCCUCAGCUUCAGAAAGUAGAAGCAGAUCACGUUAGGUUACCACGGUCUCAAGGAAUGGACAGUAUAAUGGAAAACACAGAAGAGUCAGAGUCGGAAUCAGAAUCUGAAAUUAAAAGAAAGGUGCAACAGAAACGUCACUGCAAUUCAUAUCAGUCUGACUUGACACUAUCUUCUACAACAAAAAAAUGCUUAACCCAGUUAAAGGAUUUGCAAAGAGUCUCCAGACAAACUGUGACAUUAAAUGAAUCUGUGGGACCUUUAUCACGUUCUUCAAUACAUCAGAAUUCAACAGGGCAAAAAUCUUCAGGUACAGGGUUCAACACAAAGAAGUUUUAUAGUUCUGCUGUUGGGAAAGGUCCAACGGAUAUUCUACUGAGUAAUGAAGUUGUAGGACAUUCUAUGUUACGACAGAAUGGAAAAGUUGGUCUUAUAACUGGGACAAAAAAUCCUAAAAUUACAGGAAGCUUAAGACAGAGGAGUACAAGACCAUCUGAACUAAAUGAUCCAAUUGUUUUGUCUAGUGAUGAUGAUGAGGAGGAUAGUGGCAGCACUAGGAGAAUGGAAAGCAUUUCACCUCGUCCUGCAGAUUCAGCCCGCUCCUCCCCAGCUCCUUCUACAGGAAAGGUGGAAGCAGCAUUAAAGGAAAACAGUUGUGGAAUAGAACAGAGAAUAGGUAGUAUAACAACAGAUACAGAAAUUGCAGUCACACUACCAAGAAAAGCAAGAAUGAAAGAUCAGUUUGGGAACAUUGUGUCUAACACUCCAAUAAAACGUCGUAAAGUUAUUUCUCAAGAGAUUGUAACUGAGGCUGUACCUCUCAAUUAUCAAAAUUCCUGUGAAAGUGUCAUUCUGAACUGCCGAAGUAUACGAAUAGGAACGCUGCGAAGAAUGGUGGUGGAACCUGUGAUUUUUUGCCUGGAUUAUAUCAAAAUACGCCUAGAAAAAUCAGAAAGCGAUAUCCGAGAGAUUAACCUGAAAACUUCAGAACUUACCAAAUGUGAAUGGUGUAGUGUCCGAAAAUUACCGGUAGUUUUCCUACAAACAGUACCAUCAACCUGUAGUAGCCUGAGAGACCAACUUAAAAUGAGUAAAGAUAAUGUCUGGUACGAAUGUAAAGGAGACAGUAAGCUGACCUGUCAAGAAGAACAGUACAUCAUUUUGAUUUUUGAAACUGGUCUUGAUCCUCAUGCAAACUCAGUAUUUGAAAAAAUAAUUACUGACAUUGGUAUUAGAAAUAAUAUUUCUGACUUCUUUGUGAAAAUUUCCUUUGAAGAAGCCAAUGGCAGGCUUGUUGCAUUCACUAAGUGCUUGGAAGACAAUUCUAAAGGAAGCCCUUCUCACAGAGAAAACAAAAUUAAAAAUGUUGCUUCUGAGUCCAAAAUGCAGCAGCGAAAUAAACAGUUACCCUAUUUUGAUGAUGAUGAAGAAAUUGGAGAACCACAUACAGUAUUUAUUGGUCCUAUAGAAAAGUUGAUAGUUUAUCCACCUCCUCCAGCUAAAGGUGGUAUUUCUGUGACCAACGAAGACCUCCAUUGUCUAAAUGAAGGAGAAUUUUUAAAUGAUGUUAUUAUUGAUUUUUAUUUAAAGUAA
Antrostomus carolinensis (chuck-will's-widow) is the source of this 2040-nucleotide messenger RNA. RefSeq names its product SUMO specific peptidase 6 (gene SENP6). The transcript is spliced from 16 exons. Gene Ontology annotation, molecular function: SUMO-specific endopeptidase activity. Lineage: Eukaryota; Metazoa; Chordata; Aves; Caprimulgiformes; Caprimulgidae. The coding region runs from base 1 to 2040 and encodes 679 amino acids. The record is from RefSeq and is a predicted model, not a curated record. Gene Ontology annotation, biological process: regulation of spindle assembly; regulation of kinetochore assembly; protein desumoylation. Gene Ontology annotation, cellular component: nucleus; cytoplasm.